This is a messenger RNA of Brassica rapa (field mustard), 10763 nucleotides long. RefSeq names its product type IV inositol polyphosphate 5-phosphatase 11. NCBI's taxonomy places the organism in Eukaryota, Viridiplantae, Streptophyta, Magnoliopsida, Brassicales, Brassicaceae. Gene Ontology annotation, biological process: response to jasmonic acid; phosphatidylinositol dephosphorylation; response to salt stress. The record is from RefSeq and is a predicted model, not a curated record. Gene Ontology annotation, cellular component: plasma membrane. Gene Ontology annotation, molecular function: phosphatidylinositol-4,5-bisphosphate 5-phosphatase activity; phosphatidylinositol-3,5-bisphosphate 5-phosphatase activity; phosphatidylinositol-3,4,5-trisphosphate 5-phosphatase activity.
UGUUAGAGAAAUAUAUGGUAACAUAUUGUUAGUCUAAAUGUAAGGUAAGACCAAAAAAUAAUGAGACAAAUGAAAGGGUCCAAACAACUUUCAUAGGUAGAUUUUUUAAGACUCCUUCCCUUUUAAUAGUAUCGAUUUAUGUAAUUUAGUUCUGUUAAUAAAUAUUGAUAUAUUUUUUGCUGGAUACUCCAAAAUGAAAUCCUCCCUGAUGUGUAUGCUCCUAGGUAUCUCAAAACUAUAUAACUUUAUGUCAAUAUGUCCUCAUUUGAGACACUUUUUGGUUAAUGUUUUAAGGUUUUGAGAUAACCACCAAUACUAUAUAUAAUAUUUUUAAAUUUAUAUAUAUAUAUAUAUAUAUAUAUAUAUAUAUAUAUAUAUUUUGGCUAAAUAAUUUAUGUUGUAAGAUACCUUUUUAAAAACGUUGCAAUAAGGUUGUUCUAUCUAAUAAAUCGUAAGUUCAUAACAUAUAUCCGACUAUAUAUAGUGUGUUCCUAUAGACAUUUCUCACUAAAUAUGAAAAAAUAUAGUUGGGAUAUACAUACUAUUUAAUAUUUGAAAUAAUUUAAACACACCGAAGUUCGAAACAAAUAAGGGGGACGAAAGUGGAUUACUUCGCCGUGAGACCACUUGCCUAGCAAUGCCAUCCCAAUAUACUUUUAAGUUUUAACACAUAAAAGGCUAAAACAUAUUUUAAAUUUGCUGUUUCUUUAAUAAUAAUCGAACUUAUUCUCUUUUUUUUUUUGAGCAAAAAUCGAACUUAUUCUAUAACAGACAAAUAGAAUCUUUCAACCCAUUGUAUUAAAAAAAAAUUUCUUUUGCAAUUCUACUCUCAAUUAUUUACAAAAGUUGUUGUCCAGAACCAUUCUUUCAUGUGUAUUAAUCUAGGCCGGCUCUAUGCCUGGUAUACAAAAAAAAAAAAACAAAUAAACUCAUCAACAAAGGAACAUUUUGCAAAAAAGUUAGCGGUCCAUUACCUUCAAACCAACUAAAAAAAGUUAGUCGAAUAACUGAAAGUAAAAGUUCAAAUGGUAUUUUUUUAAAAGGAAGUGCAAAUGGGUUAGACACUUUUUUUUAAUUUUUCGGCUGAUAGACGGUUCUUAUAUCUCUUAUUUAAGAGACGAUUCUUAUAUCUUUUAGUUAAGAGAUAAUUCUUAAUUUUUCUUAGUUAAAAUCUAAGAAAAGUUAAGAAUCGAUUUUUAGCCGAAGUUAAAAACCCAGUUAAUUAGAGACUGAGUUAUCUAUACUAUACUAAAAGGAGGAUAUAAUCAACAUUCAGCUUAUCCACGUAGGAUUAAAAAUUUGACCAAUAAAAACAAGUUAUUUUGCCACGUCAAAAGAGCUAUCGCAGAGUAAAGACGAAAACCUCAAUCACCAAACAUGCUUCGUCUUCCUAAUUCUCACGGAAGUAAAUCCACCGUCUGUUAUCAUCCCUUUGGUUUCUCUUCUCUAAUGUCAUAAACCCAUUAAUAAUGAGUCGCAAAACCUCAUUCUUUACUGCAACAAUCAAACGUGGCGAAACUCUUUCUAUUCCUUCUGCUUUUAGCUACUCCUCUUCACCACAUUAGCAGUAACCGAAUAAUCGCAGCAAUCGAUGGCAAACAAAACCGUGAAUCUUUUUCUUUCUGGUGAUUUUCAGUUAUGAAGAAUGUUUUGUUUAGCUCUUUUAAUUUUCAUCUAACAUUCUAAAGUAUUUUAUGUUUUGUAUUUGUAUUUGAUUCUUGGAUCUGGUCUGAGUCGUGCUGCUACUCUCCACCACCUGGCUUUAACCAUUGAAUCCAUCGUCAUGUCUGUCACUCGCCGGAAAGUCGGAAAACAGGUCUGUGCUUUUCUUUCUGGAGGAAGAUAUGCAAAGAAAGUUGUUGUACCCAUUGGACAAAUCUAAAGAAAACCCAGAACCAGGAAAAAUUACAGAGAGACUGAGGCAAAGAUCUAUUUGAUGUUCUCUCUGAUGAUGUCAUGCAGAGACAGAUGCAGGACUUGAAAAGGAAAAGCACAGAGGAACUGAAGGCUUUCGUAGAGAUCUCUUGCACAACUUCUCCCAAUCAUUUAGUUUCUUAGGCUCAGAAGAAGCACAACUGCACAAGUAUGAUGGUAUCUUUGGUUUCACAAAAGAGACCAUAAAAAGAAAAGGGGAUGAAGAUACAAGAAGACAUGUAGAAGUCAAAGAAAGGACUUUUGAUAAAAGUCUAUAGUGCAUGGAGUUAUGCCAGAUGAUAUUGCUCGGUUACUGAAUCGUGCUUGCUACUACUCAGCUGUGCGCUUCAUGGCUUAUAUCCACCGAGAAUAUAAGAAAACGCGAUACUGGUCUUUCCCAAAAAAGAAUGGAGAAUGAGAUGGUUGUUGAAGUUUUUAAGAAACUUCAGAACCCAUACGAGGUUGGGAUUAUGGUUCAUCAUGUGUAUCAGUGCAUCAAAUUCCUCCAUCUCUGAUCUCCCUAGCUGUUUCCAUUGGGUAAGAAAGAGUUAGAGACAUGAGAGGAAGACUAGGAACUGAUGCACUCCUUAUGUGAGACACUUACCAAGUGGCAGCCAACACCAACAUGGAAGUGUUGUUAGAGGUAGUUGAGGCAGAGGCCAAGCUGGUGGUGGCAAAGACAAUAAAGGUGGCCUAGCUAAAGAUUGUCGUGCUUAAAAGUGGGAUUGAUAAAUGGAAUAAAAAUCCCUAACAUGGUAUUAGGAAGAAUGUGUAGAUAACAAUAACUGAAGGUUUUCUACAUUUGUGGAUCAUCAGGAGGUGGCUGGAGGAACAACAGAGGUUGUUUAAUUAAGUGUUGCGACUCAAGAGCACCUGACCGAUAGCGAGCUUAGGAUGUUUGUUGAUGUGUGUGGAGAGGAAUACAGUUCAAGGCAACUUCAAAGCAAUAACGUUUACCCGCAUUAGAUCAUUGUUUCUCUCCGUAUUCUUUUUUUGGUAGAGAUUUAUGUAUGAAAAAAUGGGAAAGUAAAAUGAUUCAGAAGAAAAUGUACAGUUUUAUUUAUUCUCAAAUGUAACACUACAUCAUUUUGUAAAGAUGUCAAGCAUUUAUAUUGCUAAGUAUAUUCUUUAGACGAACAGACCCUCUAUUUUGUAAAGAUGUCAAGCAUUUAUAUUGCAAGCCGCAUCAACUAUAUUAAUUCUAAAUACCGCAUAAAGUUUCUAAUACUGCUAUUUAAAACUUCAUUGUUAAUAAAUAGUUCAAGCUCACUGAUUUCAAGCAAAAAAUAUAAAUCUUUCAACAUCUACUAUGUUAGAAUAGUGAUGUAAUAUGUUCUCAGAUUUUACACGUGUAAUACAUGGUUCAUUUCUAUCGUAACCAGAUGAACUUUAUCUAUGAUUAAUAAUUUGUUUUCAUGAUAAUUCAAUAUAUAAAAUAAAAUAUAUUUGGAUCAUAACUUAGAUUUAACUAUUUUUUAUUCAUUUCACAUUUGUUGAUCUUUAUAUAUAUAUUUUUAGAUAGUAAAAAUGAUAAAUUGUCAAUUUUACUCUUUUCUAAUUCAAUAUAUAAUAUAUUAUUAUAGUAAAUGAUGCAAUAUAUGUGCGUUAUUAUAUUAAAUACAUUUAUAUUUGUGUAACCCCGGGCGUAGCCCGGGUAAAAUCUCUAAUAGUAUUAAUAUUGCAGUUUCGAUUCGAUAGCAGUUCACCUUAAUUGAAAACAGAAAGGUAAAGAAACCGGAACUAAUCGAAUUAUAUAUACUGUAUCAUGGGGGCACACACAACAUAAGAUUGGUUUACAUCACAUGUGAUGAUGUUGAUGUGAAUAGGAGUAUCGUCCACAUAUGUUUACUAUAUAAUUUUUUUUUGAGCAAAUGUUUACUAUAGAAUAUAAUCAUUGAAUUUCUAAUAAAGACGAAAGAUUCUAUUGUACUAUUAUCUUAUGCUCUAGAGAUUUCCUGCUGAAGAAAAUGUUACCCUAAGUCAUUAUCAAAUUCGACCGUCCAUUUGAAGACGUACACGUCUUUAUGGUCAAACUUCUUUCACCUAACUUCCUAGAAAACUACGUAACAUUGCAUGUGUCUGAUUUCAUUGUUCAAACCCAGUCAAUUUAUAUAUAGAGGAUGGAUGAAUGAAGAUGACUUUGUGAAAUUUCCAGGCUCUUACCAAUUCUCUUUAAAUUUGCUCAUUUCUUCCCCUCUCUCUACAAAAUACCUUUCGAAUCGUACCAUUUACGGAGAAACAGGGCAUGCAGAGACAAUGGGCAAUACAAAUUCGUUGUGUGGGCGUAAAGGAUUUUACAACAAGGAAACUUUGAUAAGUUCUGUUGGCAACAACUCAUCCCACGAUGGUAUUAGAACAAUUGAAGCUGUUAAGAGUUGUAGCUUUUCUAGAAAAUCAGAUCUUUGUAUCCGUAUCAUCACAUGGAACAUGAAUGGAAAGGUUUCGUAUGACGAUUUGGUUCAGCUUGUUGGCAAAGACAGAAAAUUUGAUUUGCUUGUCGUUGGAGUGCAAGAGGCUCCCAAAACCAAUGUAGCUCAACUUUUGCAGACAGCUUCAUCUCCAACUCAUGUGCUUCUUGGGAAGGCGAAACUGCAAUCGAUCCAGCUAUUAUUGUUUGGACCAAAGAAUUCACAACCACUAGUAAAAGAUUUAAAAGCGGAAAGUCAAUCGGUUGGAGGAUGUGGCGGUUUAAUUGGAAGAAAGAAAGGAGCCGUGGCUAUUCGUAUUAACUACGGUGACAUCAAAAUAGUUUUCAUCUCUUGUCAUCUCUCUGCUCACGCAAAUAAAGUAGAUCAGAGAAAUGAAGAGUUGAGACGCAUAUCAAAUUCACUAAUAUCAAAAGACAAAAGGACACAUGACCUCAUUGUUUGGCUUGGAGAUCUUAAUUACAGGAUCCAAGAUGUCUCUAACCGUCCUGCUCGAUCCCUUAUCCAAAACCAUCUUCAAUCUGUUCUUGUGCGUAAAGAUCAGCUCCUGCAAGAAGCUGAUAGAGGUGAAGCCAUUCUAACCUAUUCACACCGCAUUUGUAGAAAACAUCAUCAAGACCGCUGUUACCACCAUGAAGUUUAAACUGGACAUCCAUUGGUGUUCGCCUCCUUUAGCCAUAUAUCACCCUUUUUCAACGUUCUUGGCUUUUGUUUUCUAGGCCACGAAGUUGUGUUGUCCUCAUAUCCUAUUAGUGUGUUCUUUUCUUUUGUCUUACCCGUUUGAAAAAAGUGAGAUAUAUUAUAACGCUCUGACCAAGGCUCUGACCGUCAAUUAGUUAGUGAAGCAUCCAUGCUCAUUCUUUUAGUCCGUAGACGCAUCCCGUCUGACGAGCAGAGCGUUAAUUUUUUCAAAGUCCGAAAGCCUUAUUUAUUAACCUUGCAAUUACCAUGUGACUUUUCUCCGUGCUUUGGUCUCACCGGCACGGUAUGGCGGAUCACUCAUCCUUUCACUACUCCAGCCUAAGCACACUUAACUCUGGAGUUCUAAACCGAUGUGUGACGGAAAAUGUAAGUCAAUGAUAUCACUCAAAUUACCUUAAGGAGUGAUUUACCUUCUCAAAUAAGAGGUCGAGUUAUAGUACUUAGGGAUCGAAUUCAUAAGAAUCUAUGACACAAAAAAUUCUAAUAGUUAUUUGAUUAAUCUAGACACGUAGUUGUAAUGUAAAUUGCAGUUUGAGCAAGGCGGUUGUUCGGUUAAUUGAUUGAGGUUGUAAACAAAUAUGAAAGGCGUUAGACUUAAGGUUUCUAUUCAGACAAUCAGGAUUAUAGUGGUAUAGAGACUAAGAUUGUAUAUUGGAUAUUCUAGAACUCAAACUAAGGAAUAAUCUAUCAACUUCCGUUUGUUUAGAUUAUCUAUUGUCUAGAUCUAAAACCUCAACUGUCGUUUGUUGGUUUUGAGAAAGUGUCUAUCGAUGCUAUCAAUGGAUAGUCGAUCGAUACACCUUUCAGUCCGUCGAUCGACGUCCCUUCUAACAAGAUUUAGCGAGCGGGUUUGAGCAUGUUCACUAGGUUAACUAACUCAGUUGUGGCUUGUUUCUAACAAUCCUAGCACAAUAUGAUUUAUAUCAGACAAAGAACCAUGCUUCCGCUUGCGCCCAAUUAUCUAGGAACAUGAUUCUAGUUAGCUACUCUAGAACAUAAGCAUUAAAGACAAUUCAAUUGAUGGAUAUCCAGACAACUAAGCAGUUCUGUAUUUUGGGCUAAUCCCUCAUGCCUAUCUGAACCCUAAAUCUAAGAAGGUGAAUAUAUUCAGACAUGGUAGUUGUCACAAACAAUCAUAGAUGAAUAGAUGAAAUUGCAAUAGAUAUAAAAACCAAAAUAGUUCCAUGAGGAUUCUGAAAGGGUUCCUCCCUUCUCUCCUAAUAUAAACUAAGAACAAAACUAAGUAAAGAAAGCGUAGCCGUCAACAAUGGCUUAGAAAACACAUAAAUAGGGUUUUAGGUCGUCCAUGGAUAUUUUGGUAAUUUGUGGUGAUUUCUGGGCUUAAGUCGGUCUUGAAAUAUACUCGGCCCGCGUUCUGGCAUCAACGUCGAUCGACACCAAGGCUGUGUCAUCGAUCCACAUUUCUUCAUCUACUCGACGGUUUUCUCUCGCGAGACAGACUGGCCACUCUUCAGUAAAACCGACAUAACUUCUGAUCUAACCAUUGGAUUGACCUCAACCCAGUGUCAUUGGAAAUCUAACUCAAAGAUCUAUCUUGUGUUCAAAGAUGGGCUCAAUUGAACUGUGGGAAGGUCUCCAUCCGUAUUUAAACAUCUGACACAUCUUUGCAGUUCUGCACUCAAAAGACUCCAAAUGGCCCCAAAAUCACAAAAGUUCUCCAAAACGUAUCUUCCCAUAUAAUAUACUCUAAAACAUUCAUAUACCAUGGCUAAAAGUGGAUAAAAUCCAUGGUAUAUCACACCCACAGACUUAUCUUUUUGCUUGUGCUCAAGCAAAACAAGAAUAAAUCCGUGAAAGAGGUUUGAAAACAAUAGGGAUUCACACAAUUUAAGAACUCACUAUCAUCACCUCUACAAUGUUGCAAGCCACAUCAAAUCAAUUUUAACUUUAGAGGUAGCUUAUAUACGAUAUUCUAGCUUAGCAACCAAAUCAAUCUAACCAGCAAUUUAACCAAUACUGUCUAACUCGCCCCUCUACUGAUCUCAUUUAAUACAUAUAUAAAAGUGUAGGCUUUACCUUGGGAAUAUCGAUCAAAAGACAAAUGGACUCUUACUCAAGCAAGUUUCUAAACACACAGGUUGUCUUAUCUGAUCCCUUUCUUCACUCUUUCUCUCUUCUUUGAAUCUCAAUUCCAUUGAACAAUGAUGUUGAUACAGUCCAUCUUUAUUCAUUUUCUUUUUGAUUUUUCUCUUUUAUUUAUAUCUUUCUCUUCUCUUUUUUUUUAUUUUUUACUUGACAAAGUGUAGGCAAAUAAUAUGGUCACAGGAGGCACUCAUAUCCCUCGCUUCCAACGAUGUGUGAUCAUUAAUAGAGUCGCAUGAGACACUCCUACCCCUCUAAAAGACAAAUGGACUCUUACUCAAGCAAGUUUCUAAACACACAGGUUGUCUUAUCUGAUCCCUUUCUUCACUCUUUCUCUCUUCUUUGAAUCUCAAUUCCAUUGAACAAUGAUGUUGAUACAGUCCAUCUUUAUUCAUUUUCCUCGCUUCCAACUAUGUGUGAUCAUUAAUGGAGUCGCAUGAGACACUCCUAUCCCUCUAAAAGACAAAUGGACUCUUACUCAAGCAAGUUUCUAAACACACAGGUUGUCUUAUCUGAUCCCUUUCUUCACUCUUUCUCUCUUCUUUGAAUCUCAAUUCCAUUGAAAAAUGAUGUUGAUACAGUCCAUCUUUAUUUAUUUUCUUUUUGAUUUUUCUCUUUUAUUUAUAUCUUUCUCUUCUCUUUUUUAUUUUUUAUUUGAUAAAGUGUACGCAAAUAAUAUGGUCACAGGAGGCACUCCUAUCCGUCGCUUGUGUUCUCAUUAAUGGAGUCGCAUGAGACACUCCUACCCCUCUAAACCGUAUGAAAUCAUUUAAAUCUUUUAUUUAUAUAGAUGCCGAAGAGAGAGAGAGAUAGAUAGAGAGAGAGAGAUAGAGAGAGAGAGAGAGAGAGAGAGAGAAAGAGAGAGAGAAAGAGAGAGAGAGAGAGAAGGGAAUCAGAAACACACUGACUUUUACCCUCUAGACUUGUAGGAAGAAUCCGAUCUAAUGUAUACCAAUCCCCAAGACAAGCAAAUUAAGCUCAAUUAGGUUGGAGAUCAGCUUUGGUUCUUUCAAACUUUCUCAGAAAGUGUGGGUAAUUGGCAGGUGAUCCACUUUGGUAUCUCUAAUAAACUCUGCAGUCAAUAAAUCUAAGGGUGGUGUUAGAGAGUGGUUAGAUAAUAAGUAAAAUUGUAAAGUUCAUUAUCCCCUUAUUGACUCAAUAAAAACAUUUUGAAAACAUUUUAUAAAACUCAUAGAUAAGCUAAAUAUCAGUAAACCUCCCCCUAGACUUAAAUUACACUGUCCCCAGUGUAUAUAUAGUCGAACUUUGGUGAGAACAUAAAUCAUAAGUACAUAAUGUAACAAAGAAAACGAUAUACCUUCUCGCUGAUGUCAGUAUCGAUCGAUACAAUAAAGUGGCAAUUGGUUGUUUCUGGUGUCGUACUGUCGAUCCAUAUCGACCAGGUGUCAUCGGUCGAUUCUUAGAGCAAUCGUCUCCUUGGAUCUUUUUUUAUACUCAAAGUAAAACAUAAUAUUAGUAGAACCUCCCCCAUACUUAAACAACACUGUCCUCAGUGUUAUACGGUCUAAGACUGUUAGGAAAAUAAACCAUAUGUACUAAAUUUAAUAAGGUUUCGCGAGUAUACAUGCCAAUUAACACAAUUAAGUGGCGAUCGAUACUUCUGAUGCUCUGUCGAACGAUACUCUGGCCAACCGUCGAUCGAUGUUGGUCCACAACUCAUGAACCAUGGAAAUUUUUUUCCGAUAAACAGUACCUCUGCUACAGUAUUGAUCGAUGCUGCUACAGUGGUAUCGCUCGGCGCAGCUACUGUGUCGUCGUCACUGUUCAUCUUUUUUAUUUUUACCUAAAAUAAACAAACACACAAAAAUCAGUAUAAUAUAAAAUAAUACCAUAUUUAAAACUUACAUAAUAGUUAGUUGCCUCCCACUCAUCUCUUAUUUUUAGUCAUUAACUUAACUUCUAGAGAUCUGAUUUAGGCCGAAUGAGAAUGAGAACUCGCUCCAAAACAAGUCUCAGUAUCUACUCUCUGAAACUUUGUCAUUCCUAUUGUGAAAGCUUCCAUAGACUCUUCUCCUUUGUCUUUCAUCUCAGCAAUAAGGAGUGCUCCAAGCUUUACGAAUGGCUGUGAGAAGCAUCUGCUGCACACUAUGUACUUCCUGAUACCAUCUGAGAACUGAGGGAUCAAUGAUAACUGAAGAUCUCCCUUGAUCCUUUUUCUCUUCUUCCAAUUCUUCCUCUUCUUUCCCGCAGACUUGUCUGUGUCUGUGUGCUGAGAUACCCGAAGGGUGUUGAUCGAGAAUAAACUGUUGUGUCAAUUGAUGCCGGUGUCACAGAUACCUUUAUGACAUCAUCUUCUAGACCUAAUUUCUCCUGAAAAACAGCUGCAGAAAGAUAACCGUCUACUAUCCCAAUCUUAAGAUCUUGAUGCACACUUAUGUCAGGUGGAAUAGGUGAUUCAGCUUCAGAAAUAAGGCAGAGAACCAAACUCUUCACAUGGUCAUGUAUCCUCUUCAAUCUUUUGUGGAACCCAAUAGCUUCUUCUGUGCAGAUAUAUGGUCGAAGAUGUUCAUGGACAGCAAGCUGUGAGGCCACAGACUCAUGUUUUUUUUUCAUCAAUCGGUUCCAUCUCAACUAUGCAACCUGGUGAUUCGUUCAACAAUGGGCUUCGAUCGAUAUCAGGUGGGUGGUGUCGAUCGGUAACUAGUUGGCGGUGUCGAUCGAUGCCGGGUGGGCGGUGUCGAUCGAUGCCGGGUGGGCGGUGUCGAUCGAUGCCGGGUGGGCGGUGUCGAUCGAUGCUAGCCUUUGGUGAAGUUUCCAGAUCUUUUCCCGAAGUGAGCUUAUCGUCAUCAAGCUUCUUCUCUGAGUUCUGACCCAAAUCUCUAGGCAGUGCUUCAUCCAAUACCUUCAAGAAGUCAUCUAGUUCUAAAAAAUCUUCAAUAGUGAUCUCCUUAUCGAUAUCCAAUCUUCAAGCUUUUCUCCAUUCCUUAGAUCCAAGAAUUCUUAUAGCUCCAAGAAAUCUUUCAUGGUGAUCUCUCUGCUACAACUGGGCCAUGAAAACUGCUUGAUAUAUCAGUGCUCUCUUGUGUCGAGUCUGCAAAGUCCUGAGAACAAUUCGAACUUUCAGGGAUUUCAAUAGGUGUCGAUCGACAACAUGAGUUUGUGUCGAUCGAUUCUGAGGUCGCGGUGUCGGUCGUAGCCGUCAACAAUGGCUUAGAAAACACAUAAAUAAGGUUUUAGAUCGUCCAUGGGUAUUCUGGUAAUUUGUGAUGGCUUCUGGGCUUAAGUCGAUCUUGAAAUAUACUCGGCCCACGUUCUAGCAUCACCGUCAAUUGACACCAAAGCUGUGUUGUCGAUCGACAUUUCUUCAUCUCCUCGACAGUUUUCUCUCGCGAGACAGACUGACCACUCUUCGUCAAAACGGGCAUAACUUCUGAUCUAAUUGUUGGAUUGACCUCAACCCGGUGGCAUUGGAAAUCUAAUUCAAAGCUAUAUCUUGUGUCCAAAUAUGGGCUCUAUCACACAGUGGGAAGGUCUCCAUCCAUAUUUAAACAUCUGACACGUCUGUGCAGUUCUGGACUCAAAAUGCUCCAAAACGCUCCAAAAUCACCAAAGUUCUCCAAAACGUACUUGAAUGUGAAAACACUCUAAAACAUACUC